This is a messenger RNA of Nymphaea colorata (pocket water lily), 567 nucleotides long. RefSeq names its product pre-mRNA-splicing factor ATP-dependent RNA helicase DEAH10-like. Gene Ontology annotation, molecular function: RNA binding. The transcript has 2 exons. The record is from RefSeq and is a predicted model, not a curated record. Gene Ontology annotation, cellular component: nucleolus; intracellular anatomical structure. NCBI's taxonomy places the organism in Eukaryota, Viridiplantae, Streptophyta, Magnoliopsida, Nymphaeales, Nymphaeaceae. Gene Ontology annotation, biological process: positive regulation of transcription by RNA polymerase I. Bases 1 to 567 code for a protein of 188 amino acids.
AUGUUGCUUUUUGCUUGCAGGGAAGCAUUGUUGGACCCUCUACUAUCUAAGUAUUCAGUUGUCAUUGUUGAUGAAGCUCAUGAGAGGACAGUCCACACAGAUGUGGUAUUAGGCAUUUUGAAAGGUGUUCAAAAAUCAAGGUCACAGCAAGUCAUGAACAAGGACAAUGUCAAGAAAAUCGAUAAUAUAGACUCCAAUGAAGACACAUCAAUUGGAAGUGGAAGUGGUUGGAAGGGCCAAGCAUCUCCCUCAGGUUGCCCUUUAAAGUUGAUUGUCAUGUCUGCUAGUCUUGAUGCAAGGGGAUUCUCUGAGUGCCUUGGUGGUGCAAAAGCUGUCCAUAUCCAAGGACGGAAAUACCCUGUGGACAUCCUGUAUACUUACACUCCUCAGCAGGACUACAUAGAUGCAGCCUUGAUUACCCUAUUUCAGGUCUAUAGCAUUGAAGGACUCGCAUCCACAGGGAAGGAAGCUAGUCUUCUACCCAGAUGUGUUAUUGGGUCUAUAGCAUUGACUGACAGACAUCCAGAUGGAAUGAACUUAGUUUUCACCCAGAUGAUAUCUAGAUGA